This is a messenger RNA of Colletotrichum orchidophilum, 1011 nucleotides long. RefSeq lists its product as uncharacterized. The coding region runs from base 1 to 1011 and encodes 336 amino acids. Gene Ontology annotation, biological process: translation; ribosome assembly. Gene Ontology annotation, cellular component: ribosome; mitochondrial large ribosomal subunit. NCBI's taxonomy places the organism in Eukaryota, Fungi, Ascomycota, Sordariomycetes, Glomerellales, Glomerellaceae. The record is from RefSeq and is a predicted model, not a curated record. Gene Ontology annotation, molecular function: structural constituent of ribosome. The transcript is spliced from 3 exons.
AUGAGUCUUCCCACGAGGCGGUUAGUCUCAUCCGCUCCCUCGACACUACAAGCCGUCAGCCGUCCGAUUCCUCGAUCCUUCGUCCUUCCGAUUCGGCCGGCUACCCAGAUCCGAAGCAAAUGGAGCUUCGGCGGUCUCUUUGGCGGCCGUCGCGGCAAGAGAAGCAACGCCGAUGAUGCUAUGACGGGCGGCGAGAACCUCGACGACCCCAAGGUCCGCGAACGCUUUGCUCAGUCGCAGCAGCCCAAGAUGUCUAGUUCAAUUUUCGAGGAGGAAGUCGACGAUGCUGUUGCAGAGGGCAAAACGGGCGCCAAGGCCGAAAAGGGCCAGGCGUCGGUGAAGACACCAGAGACGAUGGCAUGGCGCCUCGACCCCGACCCGCGAAGUCGUCUCCGCUGGGAGAGAAAGAAGGUGAUCCAAAUGGUGCGCAGCAAUGGCCGCGUCAGCCGUGAUGAGCGUAUUGCACAGACCGAGAAGAAGUUAUCUCACAAGAGCCCCUUUUUGGAGACCAGCGUCAAGAAGCUAGUGCAUCUAGCGCGCCAGAUCCAGGGCAAGUCUCUCGAAGAGGCCGUUCUGCAGAUGUCGUACUCCAAGAAGAAGAUGGCUUCUGAAGUCAAGUACCAGCUAGAAGAGGCGAGGGACUUGGCUGUUGUCACGCGUGGUAUGGGCCUUGGUAAGGCCGGCCGCAAGAGCGACGGCACAGCGGUGCAGCCCAUCAAAAUUCAAACCAAGGACGGCAAGACCUUGACCAUCGAAGACCCGACUAGGCUAUAUGUUGCUGAAGCCUGGGUUGGUCGAGGACCUUGGAGGGCCAAGACCCUCGAUUACAAGGGCAGAGGCAGAUUCGGCAUCAUGCAGUCGCCCUCCACCAGCAUUUCGGUUGUCUUGAAGGAGGAAAAGACAAGGAUACGAGAGCACACGGAGAAGUUGGCCAAGCAAGCGCGAAGAAAGCCCUGGGUCCAUUUGCCUGAUCGGCCAGUGACGGCUCAGAGACCCUACUACUCAUGGUGA